UACUUUCCGUCACCUUGCGAUAUCUUCCGAUCGGGUUCCGUCGUCCUGCGACUUCGAUUCCCCGCCCAGUUCACAGAUCUCCUCCAGUAAGCAAAUCUUCGUUUCCCACUCGGCAUUUUGCUUGAUCCGUUCCGUUCCUCUCUCCACUCCAUGGUUUUCGGAUUUAUAGCGGGUCGAUCGACACCCUUGCUCUUCAUCCGGGGCGGUCUAAUGGUAGCACAACCGCGCUGAGUCAGGAGCAGUGCUUGUUCUUCAGAAGAGCUUUUUCUUUGGAGGCAGAGGUUAAUGAUAGCUUCAAACAAAUAUAACCGUAUGAAAUAUUUGUUGGAUAAGACGACAAAGGAGAGACAAGUUUGAGAGCUCAGAGCCAAUGGAAGAUUCAUUCUCUCGCAGAUUUUCCCAACUGAUUAACUUGGCCAACCAGAAUAGUGAAGCACAACUUGGGGGUGAUACUCCUGCUCGUCGACGAGUGAGCUAUUACGCAGCUCGGAGCAGGUCUUUGAGAUGGCACAAUGUGUUAUCUGAUAAUGACAAUGAUGCUCUUGAUCAAUCGGACUUGGUGUUUGGUGAAACUGACUCCAGUUUUAGUUUUGGUGGUUAUGGAGGAGAAUCAGAUGCCUCCCUGGAUACACAUAGCAUACUUGAUAGAGAAAUGUCUUUUCAACUUGAGAAUGAGAGCUAUGUUUCCACUGACACAGACAUCGAUCCAAUGCAUGCAGGACUCGAUUUAUUUGAAUUUGAUGCCCGAUAUGACAAUGUUGGUGAUGAUCGUGAUUAUGGUGACUGGAUAGGCACAAAUUUGGUUGAAGCAAAUAGGUCUGUUCACACACAUCAGCAAUUUGAGGAUGCUAAUUUCAGUCCUAGUGGUAGUGGUAUGGCAGGUGCCCAAGAUGGUUCCUGGUUCCAGCAGACGGAAGGAGAAACUCAAUCUCGACAUGCUGACUUUUUUACUGAUUUAGACGUAGUGGAACUAAGACGAGCAUAUGUUGGGAACCCAGGAGAUUAUCUUGAUGACGAGGUGCUUGAGCAGCUUGCAGAGGCUGCUGGCUCAAGCGGGGCACCUCCUGCAGCAGUGUCCUCGGUGAGAAUUCUCCCGUCUGUAGUCAUUUCUGAUGACCAUGAGAAUAAUGGUAUUCAGAUUUGUGCUGUAUGCAAGGACCCGUUGCCUAUAAAUACAGAAGCAAAGCAGCUUCCCUGUAUGCACCUAUAUCAUCCUUUCUGCAUCUUACCAUGGUUGAAAAUAAGGAACUCAUGCCCGGUUUGCAGAUAUGAGCUUCCAACUGAUGAUCCAGAUUAUGAGGAGGCGAAAAGGGACCAGAACAGAAAUGAAAGGCAUGAGUCUUGGCCCCCAGACAGGGCUGAGGAAACCUAUGAAGCAUUUACAGAACUGGAGACCGAUGAAGCUCAUGAUUUUAGUAAUGCAAGAGCUGAGCAUGAUAGUUUAGAGGGUGCUGUCGAGGAGGCGAAUAGAUCAAGUGGAGAGAGCAGCAGAGGCAGAUGGAUGUUUCUUGCGGCCGCUCCAAUUGUUAGUUUGGUCGGUUUCGUUCUUGUUGUCUGGCUAAGAAAACCUGCGGUUUACGGGAGAACUCAGGGAAGCAACUUUAGCGAGCGUCAUCUCCACCAAACACGGGGCUCCACUUCUCCAGCAGAUAGAAAUAGGAGAUGGUGGUCUAUCUUUUAGCUGCAAUCCAUUUUGCAGUCGGUUUCAGCUGUCUUGUGCUUCUGCGCCAGAAUUCAAUGAAGCUGCUGAUAUCAACAUAUGCUCCUGUCAGCAUCUCUGUCAUAUAGUUUGUUUUUGUGUUUCUGAAUCCUUCAAUCUGCUCAUCGUCUCAUGAAGGCGCGACCAUGAAAGGUGUGCGUUUUGUUUCUUUACUCUUGAGAUCAAUCAAUUUGUGGGCACUCAUGCGAUGUUACACGCUCAUCGAUGUAUCUGAUUUCAUGUAACGUGCAACUUGAGCUUGAUUUA
This is a messenger RNA of Musa acuminata subsp. malaccensis (wild Malaysian banana), 1966 nucleotides long. RefSeq lists its product as uncharacterized. The record is from RefSeq and is a predicted model, not a curated record. Lineage: Eukaryota; Viridiplantae; Streptophyta; Magnoliopsida; Zingiberales; Musaceae. Gene Ontology annotation, molecular function: ubiquitin protein ligase activity. Gene Ontology annotation, biological process: protein ubiquitination. Gene Ontology annotation, cellular component: cytoplasm.